Messenger RNA from Myxocyprinus asiaticus (Chinese sucker), 744 nucleotides. RefSeq lists its product as uncharacterized. NCBI's taxonomy places the organism in Eukaryota, Metazoa, Chordata, Actinopteri, Cypriniformes, Catostomidae. The coding region runs from base 41 to 664 and encodes 207 amino acids. The transcript is spliced from 2 exons. The record is from RefSeq and is a predicted model, not a curated record.
UCUUCUGGGAAGGCUUUCCACAAGGUUUAGGAUUGUGUUUAUGGGAAUUUUUGACCAUUCUUCCAGAAGCGCAUUUGUGAGGUCAGACACUGAUGUUGGACGAGAAGGCCUGGCUCGCAGUCUUCGCUCUAAUUCAUCCCAAAGGUGCUCUAUCGGGUUGAGGUCAGGACUCUGUGCAGGCCAGUCAAGUUCUUCCACACCAAACUCACUCAUCCAUGUCUUUAUGGACCUUGCUUUGUGCACUGGUGCGCAGUCAUGUUGGAACAGGAAGGGGCCAUCCCCAAACUGUUCCCACAAAGUUGGGAGCAUGGAAUUGUCCAAAAUCUUUUGGUAUGCUGAAGCAUUCAGAGUUCCUUUCACUGGAACUAAGGGGCCAAGCCCAGCUCCUGAAAAACAAUCCCACACCAUAAUCCCCCCUCCACCAAACUUCACAGUUGGCACAAUGCAGUCAGACAAGUACCGUUCUCCUGGCAACCGCCAAACCCAGACUCGUCCAUCAGAUUGCCAGAUGGAGAAGCGUGAUUCGUCACUCCAGAGAACGCGUCUCCACUGCUCUAGAGUCCAGUGGCGGCGUGCUUUACACCACUGCAUCCGACGCUUUGCAUUGCACUUGGUGAUGUAUGGCUUGGAUGCAGCUGCUCGGCCAUGGAAACCCAUUUCAUGAAGCUCUCUACGCACUGUUCUUGAGCUAAUCUGAAGGCCACAUGAACUUUGGAGGUCUGUAGCGAUUGACUCUGCAGAAAG